AGUGAGGGGCCGCGACGGCCGGGCUGGGCUGGGUAGGGCAGGGCGAGGAGGGUAGAAGCCCUCGCUAUGCUGCCCAGCGCCCUUUACUGGGACCUGGUGGGCUCCUCGGCUCUGCUCAACCUGCCGGCGGCGCCGGGUUUCGGCAACCUGGGCAAAAGUUUCCUCAUCGAGAACUUGCUGCGGGCCGGAGCGCCGAGCCCUGCCCAGCUCCGUCCCUUCCCCGCCAACCCCGUGCCCCUCAAGCUGUGCCCCGCAGCGGAACAAAUCAACCCCUCAAGGGGUCCCUUCCCGGCAAGAUGGGCUUUCCAAGUGCUUAACCCCUCUACGGCGGACGGCAGCCGCCCGCCAGCGCGGGCCGCGGCGGCGGAGAGAGGCGGCAUCUUCCCGCCGGCAGCCACAGCUCUUUCCAAACACUUUUUUCUCCGAGCCCCGCCAUUCUACUCAGCAUGCUGCGGUGGGUCCUGUCAGCACCCUGCAUCCCCCACUGCUUUUUCAAGGGAGGAAAGUGUGCUGCCACUUCUGACCCAGGAGUCUAACUCCAAAUCCCGGAGAGGCAUAUUAAGAAGAGCUGUCUUUUCUGAAGACCAGAGGAAAACUUUGGAGAAAAUGUUCCAGAAGCAGAAGUAUAUUAGUAAAACAGAUAGGAAGAAACUGGCCCUUAACCUUGGUCUAAAGGAGUCUCAGGUGAAAAUUUGGUUUCAGAAUCGAAGGAUGAAAUGGCGAAACUCCAAAGAAAAAGAAGUGCUUUCUAACAGAUGCCUCCAAGAAGAAGGUCUUCAGGAGAACUACCUCUCACGAUCCACCAUGAAUUUUACCUCCCCAUGCCCAUCUGUGUGGGAAAUGUCUGAAGAGCGGGGAAGUCCAAGGUGGAGGGAGAAUUCUCCAGGAAGUUCUGAAAGACUGAUUAGCACACAACCAUCUCCAAGAGCAAAUUCAUUGCAGAGCCCACUCUAUUUGUAUCCUGACCAAGACACUGCAAACAAGGCAUCAUCAAGUGUGAGGGAGUAGGGGCAGUUUAUAAAUGGAAUGGGAGAGUGCAGGCUUCAAAUGAGCAGUCUUUUAAGAUUAACAGUAUUUGAACAUUGUAAAGCUAACUAGUUUAUGCUUCAAAAAUAUGCUAAAGUCUAACACCAUUAAAAUUACAAACAACUAAUGACUUAAGAAGUAUUCUUCAAUAUUCAGUCUUUUCUUGUGUCUUUUCCAGUCUUGUACUGACUUUAAAAGUAAAAUAUGAAUUGAUGGUAAGUAAAAUGAAGAGCAUGAAGCUGAAUUUGAUACAUCUGCCCUGUAUGUGAUGCUCGUUAAAAACACACUAAUAGAGAAUCACUUUUAUCUCUCAUUGUAGUCAGACCCAAUUAAUUUCUUCUGUACAUGAGAUAAGAAGAACUCUGUUUCUCUCAA
Sturnus vulgaris (Common starling) is the source of this 1401-nucleotide messenger RNA. RefSeq names its product developing brain homeobox 2 (gene DBX2). NCBI's taxonomy places the organism in Eukaryota, Metazoa, Chordata, Aves, Passeriformes, Sturnidae. The record is from RefSeq and is a predicted model, not a curated record. Gene Ontology annotation, molecular function: DNA binding; DNA-binding transcription factor activity, RNA polymerase II-specific. Gene Ontology annotation, biological process: regulation of transcription by RNA polymerase II.